Closterium sp. NIES-67 is the source of this 2055-nucleotide messenger RNA. Lineage: Eukaryota; Viridiplantae; Streptophyta; Zygnematophyceae; Desmidiales; Closteriaceae. The record is from the annotation of a GenBank genome assembly.
GCCGAUUCACUAGCGGAGGUCUUAUGCGAAUCACGCCGCUACGAGAAGUCUGGCGCUAUGGCUAGGGGAACCUGACACUUUAGAGUUGUAGCGAGGAGACGGAAGUAGCAAGGAGGCGGCUGUCACGAAGAGACGCUAGUCAGUCACGGAGAGUGUCAACAUAAGAACUGGCUCACUGCAGGUGAAACCGAUUGCUAUUCGGUAGUGCGAGUAGACUCGUAGCGUUGAAGUAGCGACAGGUCGUGAGGAAUUCGAAGUGGCUCGACAGGAUUUUUUUAAUGUUUCAGCCUUAACUCAGCACGAAUCAAUGCUGCUUUUUCUUAACGGCCAUCUCGUUACAAUAACGUAGCAACUAAGGCUCCAGUCGAAAGCGGCUCUAAGUCUCGGCACCACCAUUCCGGCAGCAUCGCCGUCAGCAUCACCGUCAGCUCCUCGUACUUGCCAUCUGCUUUCUCCACCACACUGCACCGUUUCCCACUACCUUGUACUAUUCCCGCUUUUCCCGUUCUGCGCCGUUUUUUCCCAUUUUCACCAUUUUCCCGCUUCUCGUCACCAAACUAUUCUCACUGCUUCACACCGGCGCAGCAUCAUUCCCACUCCUCUGCUUCACACCAACGACGUGCAUGGGUCUCUGCUCCUCGUCUCUGGACGACGAUGCGCCAGCGCAGCACCAUUACCCCCACUACCACUCCCAACCGACCUCAACCGCAUCAACCUUCCCUCCCACCUCCUCGUACCACUUCUCUUACCCCUCCUUCCCCCCCUCCUCCUCCUCCUCCUCCGCUCUCCGACCGCCGCCUCCCCAUCUCCCCCCAGAGUGCAUCGCUCUGAUUCUCUCACACCUCCCUCCCGCCACCAUCUGCCGCCUGGCGUCAGUCUCCAAGGCCUGGGCUGAAGCUGCUGACUCAGACACCUGCUGGACCCGCCUCCUGCCCCGCGCCUUCGCCCCUAAGCUCUUUCCCGACUGCUCUUCCAAGGUUUCCCUCAACCCCAAGGUUGUUCUGACUCCCUUAUCUGCUGAUUCCUCUCCUGAGCUAAUUCUCAGCUCUCCCGCAUCGUCUGCGUCCUCUCCUCUCCCCGGUGUUGGUAACGUCACCUCGCGCGGGCUUGUUGCGGGAUCUUAUCCGCUCGCCUCGCAUCUGCUGAAGUAUGACCCUCUGCGUCCAGGUUCAACGAAUCCGGGUCAGCUGCUUCCAGGCCCAUCGAAUCCUGCUUCCCUGGCGUCUGACCCUCUGAAGCGGCCCUCCAGCAAGGUGCUUUUCCAGGCGUUAUGCCAGGGCGUUCUGCUAGAAGGAGGGAGGCUCCAGGUGAAGAUAGACCCAGGCACAGGCCUUGUCAGGGCAGCCCUUAGCGCCACUGAAGCCAUGGGGAUUGCAUGGGGGAGCAAUGCUAGCUACUGGCAGCAAGUGGAGCUCAAAGGCUCGGUAUUCCCUAGGGUUGCCCAUCUAGCUGCUGUCAGCACUUUCGAUUUGAUUGGGCGAUUUACCCUACCGCUUCCGGUGCGGUCGUGUAGAUAUGAGCUGUGGUGGAGGGUAGCAAGGGAUCCUACCCUAGGGGAAACCUGGAUGCCUCGAGACGUUGUGUUUGAGUGGCCGACUGCACUGGUUACCAGCAAUGUGAAGGUUACGGGUCCGGGAUUAUCGGAAUCGGUAGAGAUUCAGCGGCGGGUGGUGUUUAAUGAUGCGACGUUGCCGGGUGCUGGGUGGACCGAGGUUGGGGUGGGGGUGGUGGUGCUUUGGCCGGGGAAGAAAGGGGGAGAGUUGGUGGAGACAGAGUGGGAGGUGAGGUUGCAUGAGGUGGAGUCAGGGAUGUGGAAAAGUGGCUUGUAUGUAGAUUGCUUCCUGUUGAGGGAAGCUCCCAUGUGAUAUGGGUGGGAGUGUCAUUUGGUGGCAGUACCCAUCCCAUUGGGGUCUGUCUUGGACCAUACCGUAUCAUCACCCAAUGGGUGCAUCUGCUUUGGUGUAAAUAAUUGCAGCGGUCGAGAGUAGAAGCACCUCGUAACCCGGUUGUCAUCACCUUAGUAUUUGUUGCAAUGUAUGGUCAUCAUCAUGCAAA